AUGUUGCUGACGCUUGAAACCUUCGACAGGGAAUCCAAUGAUUCCAUAAUCGCUGAUCUAAGGAAAGCGCUCACGCGCUCGUCGUCAUUUGAAUAUUCUCCUGAACUCUGUCGCUAUUUGUAUAUCCUUCAAUCCUUCUAUAGGAAUCUUCACCAGCUUCUAGUGAGCCGCGACUUGCUCGGCAACCUGGAGAUGCAUACACUACCCCCAGCGCCUGGCCCCUGGGCAGGUGCCGAGACGAUGCAGCGUUGGUUACAGGCCAAGGUCGAAGAGGACCGUCGCUGUCAAGAAGAGGAGAAGACUCGCCAGGAGACAAUGAAGCUGGAACGGCGCAAGGUUGACCAUGCGAUACUUGUGGAUGCUUUACGUGCAGGCGUGCCACCACACCUGGCCCCGUUGGUUUUUGGGGCCAUAGACGGACCCAUGGAUGGGAAACCCGCUACGCCGGAGAUGCUACAGUACAUGGCAGAUAUAAAUCGAAAUCUCUCGGCGCAAACGCAUCAACCGCAAACACACCCUGAGGCAACUCACCCUACCCUUCCCUCACUCAGUCAACAAUUCAGCACACAGUCAGCAAGUGAACCCUUACGGGACAUCCACACCAUUCCUACCAAUGCCUAUGCCUCACUUGCGCAAACUCAAUCAUCGGGUGUGAGAAACAGUUCAUCCCAGUUGUCAGUUGGAGCGGGUAGUUCCAACGGUGGUGGUCGUGCCCCGUUUGUUUCAACUGCCAUCGCUUCAAAUACUGCGUCAGCUGGUAAUAUCUCACGUCCGAUGGAAUUGACCACGCAAAGCCGGUCAACCUCCGGAUUCCACCUUGUACAUUCCCUCAGUGCUCCAGCGCCGCCGUCGAACCCUGCUCGCAGUCAGCAAGAAUCACGAGCUCGCCGUCCCUCUCCAUCUAUCGCCUUCCAUCACUGGAUUCCUCCCGGUCAAUCACAAUCAAACAGAAUCCAAGAGGAUCAUAUGAUACCAUCAAAUGGAUCAGCGCAAAUGCGCCCCGAGAUACAAGGCUCUCCAGAACGGAAGAGGAAAUCGCUGUCUAUUCAUCAGCAGUUGCUUCCACCAUCCUCUCGAUCCUCCGGUGCAUCGGAGGUAAACUCUCGCUAUGGUCGACACAGUCCUGGCGGCAGUAAUUCCGGCCAGACCAGCGUACAAGGGGAUUCUCGACGGCCCAGUGAUGUAUCCAGUCCUCGAGAGAACCCCUCUACAGAAAAAGGGUAUACAGAGAACAUUCAAAACGCCGACCGGCUCCGACUUCCUGCAAAUUUAUUCACUGAAUAUGACUCUCACGAACGUAGGAGGCGGUCUACGGGUGACAAUGCUGAACGCGAGGACAGUGAUCGAGGGCCCGACCGAGAAAGUCAAAGGCAAUAUCCCUCUCGUGGGUCGGUGCCAGGUGCUGAAGAUACCCCCGAUCACCAGCCAGACGCGAAACACGGUACUAGAUCUAGUGCGAUGACCGGUUGGGGCGACAGGGACUAG
Messenger RNA from Penicillium daleae, 1485 nucleotides. RefSeq lists its product as uncharacterized. The record is from RefSeq and is a predicted model, not a curated record. The transcript has a single exon. NCBI's taxonomy places the organism in Eukaryota, Fungi, Ascomycota, Eurotiomycetes, Eurotiales, Aspergillaceae. The coding region runs from base 1 to 1485 and encodes 494 amino acids.